AUGAUAUUUUCAGUUUCAUUUAGUUGUAGAUGCUGAAGUGAAUAAGCUGUAUUUGGUUUAUGUGAUUGUUUGAGAUAUUACUGUGCGUUCUCCCACUUAUUUUUAAUACGUUUUGAGCAGAAAAUCCCGUUCUGAUCAAACCUAACAAUUUACCAUAGAUGUUUGUUUAUUGAGAAGAAUCUAAAAUAAACAUUAAGAUUGGUCGAAGAUUUUUAAAUUGUGUUACGAUUUGGAUAAGAUAACGUUAAAUUUAAAAUAACGUUAUUGUAACUCGGUGGAAAAUCCAAUCGUCAAAUCAUGGAUGAUUCGUUUAAGGAGCCACCUUUGCCAGUAUUCAAAUCAAUAGACGAAGAAUGUACAUACUGGAAAGAACGAUACAAUGAGAUAAGACAAAAACUAAUCGAAACAAAACAAGAGUUCACCGAUUUUGAGGAUAAUUCACGUCAACUGGAGGCUGAAUUGGAGACAUGUCUAGAGCAACGGGAAAAAACAAUCCAAGACUUAAAACAUUCACUCGACCAACUGCAAACUGAUAACGAAUCAUUGCGGAAUAAAAUAUCCAAUUUCGAAACGGACUACAACUCAUUGGAGAAUAAACAUACACAAAUUACAAUGGAAUUGGAAGAGUUACGGGAAAAUACGCGUAAAGUUGAACAGAAAAAUGACGAUUUGGAACGAGCUAAUCGUGUAGUCGCGGCAACUGUAACAGACUUAGAAGCAAUGCUAAACCAAGCAUACGAAAAGAAUGAAUUUUUAGAGUUAGAAGUAGAAGAUAAGGAAACUUUGACAGUCAAACAUCAACGCGUCUUGGAUGAACUUCGUGAUCUGAAACAGGAGAUGAAAGUGAGAACAUCAUCAAAUACAACCAAUCCAAAUGAUAAAACUCCACUACAUUCCGAUAAUAUGCUGAAUGGAAACACUCCACCGAUAGCUAGUCAAAAAGCUUUCAACAUCAUAGCAGAUUCAUUGAGACGAAUAGACCAAAAAAUCCAAUUGCAGUUAAGUAAGUUACUCUGUCCGACAUGUGAUAAAUUGAAAUUCCGUUGUGUAUGCCCCAAACAAAUGACACCACCACCAUCUUCAACUCCGAUAAAACCACCUCAAUCGGAAUCAUCAUCUACACAUUCAUUGCAAACAAAUUUCGUUCGAUCGUCAAAAUCAACUGAUUCAAUUGACAUGGAUUGCGGUAACAAUUGUUUGCUUGACGAAAGCAGUCGAUCUACGUCGCGUUUAUUUCAAUCGUUCCAAUGGUCGAACGUUUUUAACGGCAGAAAUUCCAAAUCAACUAGUCAAUUAAAUCUUAUCAAUUGUGAUAAAAUGACAAUCGCGUCCUAUCCGAAUGCUAAUUGCGAUGCGCCGCAUAAUAAUCAACUGUUAAAAGAUAAUGGCCGCAAAAUUGAAAGCUUGUCAAGAGAUAAUGCCUCCACCAAGUCAACAACAACAACAACAACGUCGUAAGCAACAGCCGUACAUGACCACAGUACAAAAAUCAGCGUCGUCGAGUUUAAAAAGCCUAAACGGCAGUUUGAAUUAAUUCGAUUUUCUUGUAUUUUUGCUCAAUUAUUUUUUAAUUUCUUUUUUAAAUGCUUUAAAAAGACAUAGAUAUUUUCGAGAGAGUUAAACAUACAUAAUUAUAUAUAUACAUGCAGUAAGGAAUAAAGGAAAAAAAGCCCGAUA
This is a messenger RNA of Contarinia nasturtii (swede midge), 1677 nucleotides long. RefSeq names its product nuclear distribution protein nudE homolog (gene nudE). The record is from RefSeq and is a predicted model, not a curated record. Lineage: Eukaryota; Metazoa; Arthropoda; Insecta; Diptera; Cecidomyiidae. Gene Ontology annotation, cellular component: centrosome; kinesin complex; kinetochore. The coding region runs from base 298 to 1458 and encodes 386 amino acids. Gene Ontology annotation, molecular function: microtubule binding. Gene Ontology annotation, biological process: chromosome segregation; vesicle transport along microtubule; establishment of mitotic spindle orientation. The transcript is spliced from 7 exons.